CCCACUCCCACCGCCACAGCCACCCCAACCCGAACCCGCCGGGGUGGGCGCGGGGCAGCGGCGGCACCGGAGCCCGGCUGGCCGGAGCGGCAGGAGGGCUGCAACCCCGCGAGCACAGCGCAGAGGAGGCCGGGGGGUGACAUGGCCAGUGUCCUCCUGGAGAGCAUCUUCCUGAAGCGCUCACAGCAGAAAAAGAAAACUUCUCCCCUCAACUUCAAGAAGCGCCUGUUCCUGCUGACAGAGAGCAAGCUGUCCUACUACGAAUAUGACUUUGAGCGGGGGCGCCGGGGCAGUAAGAAGGGCUCUGUGGACAUUGAGAAGAUUACCUGUGUGGAGAUGGUGGCACCUGAGAACAACCCUCCCCCCGAGCGGCAGGUCCCGAGGAAAGGAGAGGAUUACAACAACAUGGAGCAGAUCUCAAUCAUUGAACGGUUCCCAUACCCCUUCCAGGUGGUCUAUGACGAAGGGCCCCUCUACAUCUUCUCCCCGACGGAGGAGCUGCGCAAGCGCUGGAUCCAUCAGCUGAAGAGCGUGAUUCGGUACAACAGCGACCUGGUUCAGAAGUAUCACCCCUGCUUCUGGAUCGAUGGCCAGUACCUGUGCUGCUCCCAGACUGCCAAGAAUGCCAUGGGCUGCCAAAUUCUGGAGAGCAGGAAUGGCAGUUUGAAAACUGGGCGGUCGCAUCGCAAGACAAAGAAGCCUCUUCCCCCAACUCCUGAGGAGGACCAGAUGGUGAUGAAGCCUCUGCCUCGCGAGCCGGCCCCCAGCACAGCGGGUGAGAUGAAGAAGGUGGUGGCCCUCUACAACUACCAGCCGAUGAACGCGCAGGACCUGCAGCUGCAGAAGGGCGAGGAGUACUUCAUCCUGGAGGAGAGCCACCUGCCCUGGUGGAAAGCCCUUGACAAGAACGGGAGGGAAGGAUACAUCCCCAGCAACUAUGUCACUGAAACCAGCAAUUCCCUGGAAAUCUUUGAGUGGUACUCAAAGAAUAUCACUCGGAGUCAAGCAGAGCAACUGCUGAAACAGGAGGGUAAGGAAGGGGGCUUCAUCGUCCGAGACUCCACCAGCAAGACAGGGAAAUACACUGUCUCCGUCUACGCCAAGUCCUCUGUAGACCCCCAGGGUACGAUCCGCCACUACGUCGUGUGCUGCACCCCCCAGAACCAGUAUUACCUGGCAGAAAAGCACCUGUUCAACAGCAUCCCAGAGCUCAUCACGUACCACCAGCACAACUCUGCAGGGCUCAUAUCCAGACUGAAGUACCCCGUGUCCCAGCACCAGAAAAGUGCUCCUUCUACAGCUGGCCUUGGCUAUGGGUCAUGGGAGAUCGACCCCAAGGAUCUGACCUUCCUGAAGGAACUCGGCACGGGGCAGUUUGGAGUGGUGAAGUACGGGAAGUGGAGGGGCCAGUACGACGUCGCCAUCAAGAUGAUCAGGGAGGGCUCCAUGUCAGAGGAUGAGUUUAUCGACGAAGCCAAAGUCAUGAUGAACCUGUCUCAUGAGAAGCUGGUGCAGCUUUAUGGGGUUUGCACUAAGCAGCGUCCCAUCUUCAUCAUAACGGAGUACAUGGCCAACGGCUGCCUCCUGAACUUCCUGAGGGAAACUCGGCAGCGGUUCCAGCCUGCCGAGCUGCUGGAGAUGUGCAAGGAUGUCUGUGAAGCUAUGGAGUACCUGGAAUCCAAGCAGUUCCUGCACCGAGACCUGGCUGCUCGAAACUGUUUGGUGAAUGACCAAGGAAUUGUGAAAGUAUCAGAUUUUGGUCUUUCCAGGUACGUUCUAGAUGACGAGUAUACCAGCUCUAUGGGGUCCAAGUUUCCAGUGCGGUGGUCUCCUCCUGAGGUGCUUCUGUACAGCAAGUUCAGCAGCAAGUCUGACGUCUGGUCCUUUGGCGUUCUGAUGUGGGAAGUUUACUCCCUGGGGAAGAUGCCUUACGAGAGGUUUAACAACAGCGAGACAACAGAGCACGUCAUCCAAGGCCUGCGCCUGUACCGGCCGCAGGCGGCCUCGGAGCGGGUCUACGCCAUCAUGUACAGCUGCUGGCACGAGAAGGCUGAGGAGCGCCCCACCUUCACCGCGCUGCUGGGCAGCAUCCUGGACAUCGCUGAUGAGGAGUGCUGA
Molecule: messenger RNA, 2118 nt
Organism: Neopelma chrysocephalum (saffron-crested tyrant-manakin)
Lineage: Eukaryota; Metazoa; Chordata; Aves; Passeriformes; Pipridae
Gene: BTK
Product: Bruton tyrosine kinase
Exons: 19
Coding region: 142-2118 (658 amino acids)
Biological process (GO): adaptive immune response; T cell receptor signaling pathway; peptidyl-tyrosine autophosphorylation
Molecular function (GO): protein binding; non-membrane spanning protein tyrosine kinase activity; ATP binding
Source: RefSeq, a predicted model, not a curated record